This is a messenger RNA of Staurois parvus, 540 nucleotides long. The record is from the annotation of a GenBank genome assembly. NCBI's taxonomy places the organism in Eukaryota, Metazoa, Chordata, Amphibia, Anura, Ranidae.
UCAUCCGUUUUCUAUCCAUUUCCAUCCAUUUUUAUCUGUUUACAUCUGUUUUUCAUCAUUUUUCAUCCUUUUUUAUCUGUUUUUCAGCCGUUUACAUCAAUAUUUGUUCAUUUUCAUCCGUUUACAUCUGUUUUUCAUCCGUUUACAUCAGUUUUCAUCUAUUUACAUCCUUUUUUCGUUUGUUUACAGUCUCUGAUCAUCUCCUGUACUGUGUCUGCAGUCUCCUGUCAUCCCCUGUACUGUCCGCAGUCUCUGGUCAUCUCCUGUAGUGUUUCCGCAGUCUCUUGUCAUCUCCUGUACUGUGUCCGCAGUCUCUGGUCAUCUCCUCUAGUGUGUCCGCAGUCUCUGGUCAUCCCCUGUACUGUGUCCGCAGUCUCUGGUCAUCUCCUGUACUGUGUCCGCAGCCUCUGGUCAUCUCCUGUACUGUGUCCGCAGUCUCUGGUCAUCUCCUGUACUGUGUCCGCAGUCUCUGAUCAUCUCCUGUACUAUGUCCGUAGUCCAUUGGUUCAGAAUAUUUUUGUUCUUGUUUUUCUCCUCUAA